AUGCGUUGCAAAGAAGCGCUGUCCAACCUCUCGAGAUUUGAGGACAUUCUAAAUUGGGUUAGCACCGGGCUCAAGUUUUCUCUGGGAGCCUACACCCAAAUAAUGCAACAUUAUUCUUUUUUUCUAGUGCCUUUUCUACAUUUCCUCUUUCUUUCUUUCUUUCUUUCUUUCUUUCUUUCUUUACUUUUUCUUCACAUAAUCCAUUUUCCCUCUUUGUUCUUUCUUUUACUUUCUUGUUUCUUUCUUAAAUUGUUUUUCCAAUUUCUCGCUUUGACCCAUCUUUCUUUCUUUUCUUUCUUUCUUUCUUUCUUUUCUUUCUUUCUUUCUUUCUUUCUUUUCCUAUUUUUUCUUAUUUCUUUUCCCACGUCUGCUUUCUUAUCCCUUUUACUUUUCUUUAUAUCACAUAUUCUUUUUUACAAUGGCUUUCGAUUACUAUCCCUUUUUUCUUUCUUUUUUUUCUUCUUUCUUUCUUUCUUUCUUUCUUUCUUUCUUUCUUAUUUUCGUUCUUUUCUUUCUUUCUUUCUUUCUUUCUUUCUUUCUUUCUUUCUUUCUUUUCCUAUUUUUUCUUAUUUCUUUUCCCACGUCUGCUUUCUUUCUUUCUUCGUUAUCUUUCCUAUUUCUUAUUAUUUCUUUUUCCUCGUAUGUUUUCUUUCUUUUCUUUCUUUCUUUUCUUUCUUUCUUUCUUUCUUUCUUUCAUUCUUUCUUUCUUUCUUUCUUUAUUCUAUUUCACUUUUCUCUCCUUAUAUCUCAAAUUUAUUUUUAGAAUGUCCUUGCAUCAUUUUCCUUUCUUUUUUUGGUCUUUCUUUCAUUCUUCUCUUUCUAUUUUCUUUUUUUCUUUCUAUCUCAAUUUCUUUUCAUAUUGAAUUUCUUUUCCUCUUUCUAAAUAUCUGCUUGAUACUUUCCUCCUUCUAUGCAUCUAUCUAUUUUUAUUAUCUUUCUUGCUAA
Messenger RNA from Acanthosepion pharaonis, 945 nucleotides. Lineage: Eukaryota; Metazoa; Mollusca; Cephalopoda; Sepiida; Sepiidae. The record is from the annotation of a GenBank genome assembly.